Messenger RNA from Mauremys reevesii (Reeves's turtle), 4036 nucleotides. RefSeq names its product guanylate-binding protein 1-like. The transcript has 19 exons. Gene Ontology annotation, molecular function: GTP binding; GTPase activity. The record is from RefSeq and is a predicted model, not a curated record. Bases 37 to 3009 code for a protein of 990 amino acids. NCBI's taxonomy places the organism in Eukaryota, Metazoa, Chordata, Testudines, Geoemydidae.
AUCACUGCUCCCAGAGCCAAUAGCUCCCAUCAUGCAAUGCUGCAAUGUAGCCUGUGGGGAUGGCAGCUCCCAGAAUGCACUGCUUCAUCUGAGGUUUGGCCUUUGAAAGGGUCAUACUCUGCUGGAACCCAUGGAGCCCCUGCGCCCGGCCCCCCCAUGGACGCCAUGGAGCCCGUCUGCCUGGUAGAGCCGGUGCCCAGCUCUGGAGCCCUGCGGGUGAACCCGGCUGCCCUGGGCCUGCUCCGGGUCCUCGCCCGGCCCCUCCACGUCCUCGCCGUCUUCGGGCCCCGCAGCACCGGGAAAUCCUUCCUCCUGGACCGGCUGGUGGGGCAGGGCGAAGGUUUCCCCCGCUCCCCGGGGAUCUGGGUGUGGUGCCUGCCCCACCCGACUCAGCCCGACCAGGCCCUGGUGCUGCUGGACACGGAAGGAUUCUCCGAGCAAGAGGGCGAGGAGACGAAGCUCUCCCGACUCUUCCUCCUGAACGUGCUGCUCAGCAGCGUCUUUGUCUAUAACAGCAGGAGUGAGGGCGACCCCCAGAGGCAGCUCGACCGCCUGACGUGCGUGAGGGAUCUGCCCCGGGUGGUGCGCGUGCUGGACGAGUGCCCCUGGGAGAACAGCUUCCUGCUGAGCAGCGUGCUGCCCGACUUCGUGUGGUGCCUGCGGGACGUGGCGCCCGACCCCUGCCUGGACGAGGUGCUGGAAGCCACGGACCACGAGCUGGACUCGGCUCUCAGCUCCCCGCAAGAUUCGGAGGACUCCCCGUCCAGCUGCGUACAGAGGUUCUUCCCCUGCCGGAAGCUGUUCCGUUUCUGCUCCCCCCGAGGGGAUGGAGGGCAGGGCGAGCCGCCGUCUCCCGCAGGCCAGCUGCACCCCAUGUUCCAGGAGCAGAUGGGGCGUUUUAAGGACUACGCCCUGAGCCGGAGCCCUAAGACUGUGGUGGGGAACAGAGCGGUUGAUGGGGCCUUCCUGGCUGAUUUCCUGGAGCGCAUCGUGGACCUGCUGUGCCGGGAUGAGCCCGUUUUCUUGAGUGAGAUCUGCAAUGGCCUGCAGCAGGAAGGCAGCAAUGACUCCGUGGGGUACCCAGUGGACCCCAUGGGGGGCGCCCCACCCAGCAGAGCAGCAGCCAGCACUGCCCAGCCCCCGGUGCCGGAGCCCAAGAGGGAACACGUGGUCCCGCUUCAGGCGUCUCGACCCGCCCUGCCGGUCCUGGCCAAGGGUGCCCCCGGCACGGCACAGCCAGGCGCCAUGGAGGAGCCGAUGUGCCUGAUCGAGAACAGCCGGGACGGGGAGCUGCAGCUGAACCAGGCAGCCCUGGCCCUGCUCCAGAGCGUCCGCCAGCCCGUGGUGGUGGUGGCCAUCGCCGGGCUGUACCGCACCGGCAAGUCCUACCUCCUGAACCGACUGGCCGGCAAGGACCGGGGAGGGUUCUCGCUGGGCUCCACCAUCCAGUCGCACACCAAGGGCAUCUGGAUGUGGUGCCUGCCCCACCCCUGCCGGGCCGGCCACACCCUGGUGCUGCUGGACACGGAGGGGCUGGGCGACGUGGAGAAGGGCGACACCAAGAACGACACGUGGAUCUUCGCGCUGGCCGUGCUGCUCAGCGGCACCCUGGUCUACAACAGCCUGGGCACCAUCGACCAGCGCGCCCUGGAGCAGCUGCACUACGUGACGGAGCUGACGGAGCGCAUCAAGGUGAAGGCGGCAGGCGAGGGCGGCCGGCAGGAGGGGGAGGAUUCGGCCGAGUUCAUGCGGUUCUUCCCGGCCUUCGUGUGGGCCGUGCGGGAUUUCACGCUGCAGCUGGUGCUGGACGGGCGGGAGAUCACCGAGGACGAGUACCUGGAGAAUGCCCUGAAACGCAGACAAGGCCAGCCCGAGAAGCUGGAUCUGCCCAAGAAGUACCUGCGCCAGUACUUCCCCUCCCGCAAGUGCUUCGUGUUCGACCGCCCGGCCCCGCGCCGCGACCUGGCCCGGCUGGACCAGCUCCCCGAGGCAGCGCUGAGCCCCGACUUCCUGCAGCAGGCGCAGCGCUUCUGCAGCCACGUCCACCAGCAUGCGGGCACCAAAACCCUCCCGGGCGGCCACGUGGUGACGGGCACCUUGCUGGGGAACCUGGCGGUGACCUACGUGGACGCCAUCCGCAGCGGGGCGGUGCCCUGCAUGGAGAGCGCGGUGCUGGCCCUGGCACAGAUCGAGAACUCGGCGGCGGUGGGGGAGGCCGUGGCUGCCUACGAGGAGCAGCUGGGGCGGCGGGCGGCGCUGCCCACGCAGAGCGUGCAGGAGCUGCUGGAGCUGCACGCCCAGUGCGAGCAGGAGGCGCUGCGGGCGUUCAUGGCGCGUGCCUUCAAGGACGAGGAGCAGCAAUACCAGCGCCAGCUGAAGGACGAGCUGGACUCCAAGCGCGCUGAGCUCUGCCGCCGGAACGAGCAGGCAUCGUCGGACCGGUGCACGGCCGCGCUCUUGGAGCUGUCGCAGGAGCUGGAGGAGCGGCUCUGCGAGGGGAGCUACUCGGAGCCCGGGGGCUACCAGCGCCUCCUGGACGACCAGCGGGAGAUGGUGGAGAAUUACCAGCUGGUGCCAGAGAAAGGGAUCAUGGCGGCCGAGGUGCUGCAGCAGUUUCUGAAGUCCAAGGAGACGGUGGCCCAGGCCGUCCUGCAGACGGACCUGAGCCUCACGGACAAACAGAGGGAGAUUGAAGUGGAGCGGGCGCGGGCCGAGGCGGCCGAGCAGGAGGCCCAGCUGAGCCAGGAGAUGCAGGCCAGGACGGAGCAGCUGCUGCAGGACCAGGAGCGCAGCCACCAGGAGCACGUCCAGCAGCUGACGGCCAAGAUGGAGCAGGACAGGAGGCAGCUGCUGGCCGAGCAGGAGACAGCGCUGGCCCUGAAACUGCAGGAGCAGGAGCGGCUGCUGCGCGAGGGGCUCCAUGGGGAGGUGGCGCAGUUGCAGCAGCAGAUGCAGAACCUGAGGAAGGAGAUGAGCCGGCCCCCGCGCUCCCGCUGCGUCGUCUGCUGAGAACAGAGAGCCAGAGGCCUCGGGGAGCAGGGCUGGGCUGGCUCCCCUCCCACCAGCCUGUCUGAGAUGUGGGGGUGCUGGCCAGAGCCAACCACUAGGGUCCUGGUCCGUUUGCGGGUGACUUCGCACUGAGUGAUGCUUGUUGUUUACUGAGAUUUGAUACUGGAAAGCUGUACACACUGGUGUAUUAUUGUAGGGUCUCUCAUAAACACUGCACCUGCUGCUUGCCCUGGAGUGCUACUGUGGGGUCUCUUAGGUAUUGGGCCCUACCAAAUUCACAGGCCGUUUUGAUCACAGCCAGAGGCUUUUAAAAUUGGUCAGUUUCACGUUUUUAGCUGUUUACAUCUGAAAUUUGCUGGCAGUGCUGUGAGCCUGGGGGUCCCGAGCCGGGGCACCUGGAGGUGGGUCUGAUCUUCCCGAGAGUGGCCACGCAGGGGAAGAAGUCCUGUCCCACCCCAGCCAAUGCGGGAAUUCCAGCGGGAGCCCCCCAGCUGGGCGUGCCCAGUAGCACGGGGGAGAUCAGGGCUAUUGCACGGUCCGGGACUUGUGUUUCAGGGCUGUGAAGUUGGUAGGGCCCUGCUUAUGUAAUCUGCUGCUGCUGCUGCUGGUGCAUGCCCUGGUGUGUUAUUGUAGGGUCUCUUGUAACCCUGCUGGUGCUACAUGCAGUGCUGUGUUAUUGUAGGGUCUCUUGUAAACCCUGGCCCUGGCGUGUGCCCAGACGUGUUAUUGUAGGGUCUCUGCUAUGUUACCAGAUUGGCUUGUUACUUUGGGGUAGGCUCAUUUAUUCGAGUUACUCUUCUGGGGGGGGUUCUGUCAUUCUGCCAAUGUGCUGCUUGUGUCACGGGUGUUCUCGUACGGAGCUGGGCUGCUCCCUGCUGCAAGGGCCCUCCCCAUGGAGCUGUUCCCAGGGCUGCGUCCCUCCAGCCCCAGAACCAGACAGAGCAGGGCUGCCCAGAGGAUUCGGGGGCCUGGGGCACAGCAAUUUGGGGGGCCCCUUCCAUAAGAAAAAGUUGCAAUGCUAUAGAAA